AUGCCUUUUGGAUACAUAUUCUUCAGAGCAAUCUUCAACAUAUUUGGGCUUAUCUUGCCUGGAUAUUCCUCAUACAAAGCCAUCAAGGCAGAAGAUGACGAUUUAAUUCUUCAAUGGACAAAGUACUGGAUAGUUAUUUGUGCCGUUGUCGUCAUUGAGAGCAUCACAGACACCUUAAUCUACUGGUUUCCACUGUACUAUGAGGCCAAAACGGUCGCUAUAUUAUGGCUUAGUCUACCGUACACUCAAGGUGCAAUAUUUGUAUAUGCCCACUAUAUCCAACCGUUGCUGGAACGCAAAGAAGAAGAGAUCGAUCUAGGGCUUGCACGGUCACGAAGCAUUAUGAAGCGUGCUUCUUUGGAGUGGAGUCAAAAGGGAGUAUUCAUGUUGAAACAGGCAGUGCUUGCAUCACUAGUUACUCCCAUCAUUGAUCCCGAAUUCGUAAAGCCUAAAUUGGAUAGAAAGCCAUCCAAGAGACUAGAGCGUCAGUUAAGUCGCAUUUCCGACCAAGUUACACCUGAGCAAGGAAUGGAUACCACAAAAUGGAUCAGUAGAGAGCGAGAUCGACUCCAGAAACUCAUCCACGAAUUAGACAAGCUUUCACUUGAUAUGGGAGCAAACCCACCGCCAGUCAUACCACCCAAAGCUAUAAAAUCAACCCAUGCAAGAGCGGCAAGUCUUGAUGUAAGGAAACAAAAGCUGAGCGAUAUUAGCAGGAAACCAAAAAGUGGAGAGAGUGAAUUUAAACCACCUGGAAUGCAACCAUCGAAUCAAUCCAGGAGUGCUAUUUGA
Messenger RNA from Batrachochytrium dendrobatidis JAM81, 792 nucleotides. RefSeq lists its product as uncharacterized. The record is from RefSeq and is a predicted model, not a curated record. Bases 1 to 792 code for a protein of 263 amino acids. Lineage: Eukaryota; Fungi; Chytridiomycota; Chytridiomycetes; Rhizophydiales. The transcript has 5 exons.